UAUCGCAUUCGAGCAAAGCUUAUUCCAAUGAAGAGACCGGAUUCAUUUGCCUCUGAAAGUCGUUCCUGGAUAUUUGAGAUCCGAUAUCACACUAUUAGUGUUGAUAAGCAUGUGCGAAUUAUGAUACUCAAAUUAAAGAAGAGAAUAUGUGUACCUCGUCGAUGGCCGCCCUGGAGUUCUGGACCCUGCCAAUGGCGAUCAAAAAUAUUGCAUGCAUCUAGACGGGAGCGGAAUUGGAGGAUUGAUGCUAUCUGCGCAAACUCAACGCAUUCCGCUAUUCCCGCUGACCCCAGAGCCUAAGUUUAGGUCCUCCCGAUUUAUUAGAAACGUGUGGCAGGAUUUGGGAUCAUAACCCUGGUUGAAGAACCUAUCGGGAGUGUUUUCACUAGGUACACGGUACUAUACUUCACUGGACGACCUAUGACGAUCGUGGUGAUGGUAGUUAUGCGACAAACAGCUACCAUCUCAUAAUUCUUAUUCAGUCAAUACAAUGUUAGGAAUUUGGAUAAGACCCAGCAAGCUUCAGUCAUUUUACUUCGUUCUACACUAAGACACAAAAUAGCGGUGCCCAUGUCGUGAUAUAUACUUCGAUUGAUGAUAUCGGACUUGAAUUGAAGAAAGUAAAGACCAAAGAGCGUUCUACAUACUUAGCCGUGCGAAAUGGCGGUGAUUAUACGCAAAAUAAAAUAAAAAACUUUACGGAUUCCACGGUAGUCGCUGAAUAAGGGCAACCAGAUUCGUAAACACUACCAGACGCUGACCCCCACUCUCCUCUACCCUUUGCGAGUCAGUUGCUCAUGAUUGACGGAAUGCUCCGACUCAUUUACAAGGGCCAUUCCUCCGGUGGGUCACCCCGAAGUGGUAGGAUAAGCUCAUUGAAAACACGACGCACUUCACAUAUAAUUUUU
Molecule: messenger RNA, 908 nt
Organism: Periconia digitata
Lineage: Eukaryota; Fungi; Ascomycota; Dothideomycetes; Pleosporales; Periconiaceae
Source: the annotation of a GenBank genome assembly